AUGAGCGACCAGGCCAGAACAGAGCCGUCAUGUGGGCCGCAUGGUAGCGGGGGCCCCUGGUACCCCCUGAGAAAAUGGUGGCGGCCCAGCCGGCCUUUCAAUCAGGAGGUUGGCCUGCCGCCCUUCCUGGAGCCGGGGGACCCGUGGUGGAUGAACGUGGACUGGCUCCAGAGGAGCUUGGCAGCCGCGGCUUGGCCGGCGUACGCAGCCGCUCCACUGUUUGUGCCUUACAUCUCCGGGUCGAUGCCUCUUCCCGGCCAGAAGACGAGCCAGGAGCAGAGCACGUGGAGGGUGAGCCUGGACGUGGCUCACUUCGCCCCCCCCGAGGUUUCUCUCCGUGUCAAAGAUGGAUUCCUGGAGGUUGGAGGGAGACACGAGGAGCGGCGGGACGAGCACGGGUUUAUUGCCAGAUGUUUUACACGGAAAUACAGGCUCCCGGCUGAAAUUGAUGCAACUCAAAUCACGUCCACACUUUCUCUUGAUGGCAUCCUGACGGUGGAGGCUCCGGCCCCUGAGGCCGCGGCUCCUGCAGCCAUUAUCAUCCCCAUAAAGGAGGAGGAAGAGGAGGAGGAUUCUCCAGCAGAGGUCCCUGGGGACCAGGCCCACCCUGCCAGUGCCACAGCGGGGCCUCAGCAGGGCGACGAGAGGAAGGAACAGGAGGAGGAGACCCAGGAACAGCCAGCUGGAGAGUCCCACCCUUCAGCGCCUGCAGAUGGCAGCGGCACAGAGAGUCUUCAGGACUCCUCUAAGCAGGAUGAAGCCCUGGGAAGCCAAGAAGGCCCCGACACAGACGCGCCCAAACAGCCGGAACACAAAGACCCAGCCGUGGGGGAGAGAUCCAGGUAA
Platichthys flesus (European flounder) is the source of this 846-nucleotide messenger RNA. RefSeq names its product heat shock protein beta-1. The record is from RefSeq and is a predicted model, not a curated record. The coding region runs from base 1 to 846 and encodes 281 amino acids. Gene Ontology annotation, molecular function: protein folding chaperone. The transcript is spliced from 4 exons. Gene Ontology annotation, biological process: protein refolding; response to heat. NCBI's taxonomy places the organism in Eukaryota, Metazoa, Chordata, Actinopteri, Pleuronectiformes, Pleuronectidae.